AUGCAGCUGGAUGGCCUUCUUCCCCUGCUGAGUGCUGUGGCCUGUGGGCUCUUAGCUCUUCUAGUUCCAGGCCAAGCCCAGGAUCCUGCCAGCCCCAUCCGGAACACAAGCACAGGGCAGGUGCGGGGCAGCCUCAUCCAAGUGAGUGGCACCGGUGUGGGGGUCCACUCCUUCCUGGGAAUUCCGUUUGCCAAGCCACCUGUUGGACCACUACGUUUUGCAGCCCCUGAGGCCCCUGAGCCCUGGAGUGGUGUGAGGAACGGGACCUCCUACCCUGCCAUGUGUCUGCAAAAUGCUAGUAUUGUGAAUGCACGAGUGCAGAUGCUGCUAGAUGUGACUGUGCCUUCCAUCGCCAUGUCUGAGGACUGCUUGUACCUGAACAUCUAUACUCCAGCCAAUGCCCAUGAGGAUUCUAAACUGCCUGUGAUGGUAUGGAUCCAUGGUGGUGCACUAGUUGCGGGCAUGGCUUCUACACACGAUGGAUCCAUUCUGACGGCUUCUGAGAAUGUGGUGGUGGUCACAAUCCAGUAUCGCCUGGGUGUCCUGGGUUUCUUCAGCACUGGAGACCAGCACGCCCCUGGCAAUUGGGGCUACCUGGACCAAGUGGCUGCCCUACGCUGGGUGCAACAGAAUAUCGCCCACUUCGGAGGCAACCCUGACCGUGUCACCAUUUUUGGAGAGUCUGCGGGUGCAACAAGUGUGUCCUCCCUUGUUAUUUCCCCAAAGUCCCAAGGACUCUUCCACGGAGCCAUCAUGGAAAGUGGGGUGGCUGUGCUUCCAGGCCUCUUCUCCAAUUCAUCUGAGGCUGUCAGUACAGUGAUGGCCAACCUGUCUGGCUGUGGGCAGGUGGACUCAGAGGCCCUGGUGAGGUGUCUGCGGGGCAAGAGUGAAGAGGAAAUGCUGGCUAUUACCAAGACCUUCAAGAUCAUCGCUGGUGUAGUGGAUGGGGUCUUCCUGCCCAGGCACCCACAGGAGCUGCUGGCCUCUGCUGAUUUUCGACCUGUCCCUAGUAUCAUUGGUGUCAACAAUGAUGAGUGUGGCUGGAUUCUUGCCACGUACCUGGAAUUCCCUGGAAAUGAGAGUGAAAUGGACCGAAUGACUGUACAGGCUGCACUGCAAAGCGUGGCAGCACAGAUGAUGUUGCCUGUUAAGUUUGCUGACCUGGUGAUGCAAGAAUACAUGGGAGACAAUAAGGACCCCCACACCCUGAAACUUCAGUUCCUGGAGAUGAUGGCAGACUUCAUGUUCGUGAUCCCUGGGCUUCAAGUAGCACACAGUCAGCGCACCCAUGGCACCGUCUAUUUCUAUGAGUUCCAGCAUUCUCCCUCCUUCUUCAAAAACACCAGGCCCUCCUAUGUAAAGGCUGACCAUGGCGAUGAGGUUCCCUUUGUCUUCGGGUCUUCCUCCUGGGGCAUGCCAGUUAACUUCACUGAGGAGGAGAAGCUGCUGAACAGGAGGAUGAUGAAGUAUUGGGCCAACUUUGCCAGAAAUGGAGAUCCCAAUGGUCAGGACCUGCCCUACUGGCCUCCAUUGGACCUUGAAGAGCAGUACCUGCAGCUGAACAUCCCGCCUUCUGUGGGUCAAGCUCUGAAGGCCUCUAGGCUGAAGUUCUGGACAGAGACACUGCCUCGCCAGUUGGGUGCUGCCCAGGAGAAUCAAGCAGGCCCUCGGUGGUCUUUACACGUAAGCCUGCUAUUAUUUGCACUGAGUCUGCACACACUGUGAGGGCCACGGCUGCAGGAUCUGCAUGAUCACUGUGGAUCUGCAAAGAGGUUGAGCUUUGAGAUAUUUCAUCCACAUGGGAUUGGGGUUUAGAAGAGCCACACGUGUCUA
Messenger RNA from Chinchilla lanigera (long-tailed chinchilla), 1833 nucleotides. Its product is annotated as cocaine esterase-like. The transcript is spliced from 12 exons. Bases 1 to 1725 code for a protein of 574 amino acids. Lineage: Eukaryota; Metazoa; Chordata; Mammalia; Rodentia; Chinchillidae. Gene Ontology annotation, cellular component: intracellular membrane-bounded organelle. Gene Ontology annotation, molecular function: carboxylic ester hydrolase activity. The record is from RefSeq and is a predicted model, not a curated record.